Molecule: messenger RNA, 5883 nt
Organism: Physella acuta
Lineage: Eukaryota; Metazoa; Mollusca; Gastropoda; Physidae
Product: collagen alpha-6(VI) chain
Source: RefSeq, a predicted model, not a curated record
AUUCAGAUGAAUGGUGCGAUUUCUGUUGUCGUUCCCGACAACCUCACAUUCAGUGGAACAGAAGCGCGUGAAAAUGUUGCUGUUACACUGUGUAGCCUUGGUGGUCUUGUUUAUCAACGGGGCACAGUCGGCUGACGAUAACUGUCACGCAGUAGCCGAUGUGGUAUUGGUGCUAGACUCGUCUGGUAGUAUCGGCCCCAAGAGGUACGCCAAGAUGCUGGAAUUUGUGACCAAACUUACCGAGAACUUCGUUGUUGGCCCUAAGGAUGUUUUGUUUGGGGAGAUCGUGUACAGUAAGAAGGCCGAGAAGUUGUUCGACCUGAGCUCUUACACAACACACGCAGAUCUCUCUAAGGCCGUAAUGAAAACACCGUAUCACAACUUGUCAACCUACACGAAUCUCGCCUUCGAUCUUGUCCUAUCUGAAGACAUGUUCAGUUCUAAUGCUGGGGGUAGGGACACGGCCACAAAGAUUGCUCUAGUCGUCACAGAUGGUCAGUCGGAUAGACCUGCAGAGACUGCGGCCGCCGCUAAAAAGCUGCGGGACAAAGGUGUGAACAUCAUGUGUAUCGGCAUCGUCAACGCCAACAUGUCGGAGCUCCAGAUUUGGGCAGGCAACCCCAACAACGUCUUUGAGGCCAGCAACUUUGAUGACGCCCUCAGCGGUAUCCUCAACAAGGUCACCACACGUACUUGUGAAGUGCCGAAAGAGGAAGAAGAGAAAGGAGCCGAGGCUGAUGUACUGUUUGUGUUAGAUGUCUCCAGCGGUAGCGAAGCUAGUCUGCAGAAGCAGCUCAAGUUUGUUGCCCAGAUCUCGGAGAAGUUUAUCAUUGGAGAAAGCGACGUCCGGUUUGGUGUGGUCACCAUUGGGGAUGACGCUGUCAAAGUCUUUGAUUUAAAUACCCACUCUAAACAUGACGCUCUAUCGCAGGCUAUAGUUACCAUCAAGUACAAGAAAGGCGGGCUGUACCUGUCCAAGGGGUACGAACUCAUCCUUAAAGAAGACCUGUUCGGCACCGUAUUUGGCGGACGUGAGACGGCUACCAAGCUGGUCAUUACCGUCACGGGAGGAAAGUUCCAAGACGCCGCUGCAGCCACCGCAUCCGCCAAUCUCCUGCGUAUCAAGGGCUACCAUGUGCUGGCUAUCGCCUGGGGUAGCUACGUUCAGGAUGAUCUGGUAGCUGUAGCUAGAAUUGAGAGCAACGUCUUCACGGCCAAUACAGCGGACGACCUCGAGUCUAUCAAAGUGCCAGUUGUCAAACGUUUAACAGAAGAGAAAGACGUCAAGGCCGAUAUACUCUUUGUGCUUGACAACUCCGGAGCAAAUGGACUCGUCCUGUUUAAGGCCGUGCAGAAGUUUAUUUCGGAAUUCUCCCAGAAGUACAGAAUUGGAAACGACGACGUCCGCUUUGGGGCAAUACUCGCUGGGGAGGAAGCUUCCAAAGUCUUUGACUUGAAGACCUACAACGAUAAUGCCGAGCUAUCCAAGGCAAUACUUGCAAUCAACGGAAACGCCAGAGCACUUGUAUUCAGCCCACAGAAAGCUUUCAAUUUGAUAACCACCAACGAUCUUUUUGGAAAAUCUGCAGGAGGGAGAGACGACGCCGAAAAAAUUGUUAUAUUCUUCAACGGCUGCAGCCAUCAAAACCCGGAUGAGUCCUCAGCCGCUGCUAAAGAUUUGCGUGACCGCGAUGUGCACAUCCUAACGGUGGCUUAUUCUGGCUCCAAGGAUAGUCAGAUUUCCGCUGUAUCAGAGGUUCCAGAAAAUAUCUUUGCGGCGGAGUCUCUGCUAGAGCUGGACGCACAGAAGAAGUGGGUGAUCAGACGUGUCAGGGAAGUUACCAAACGAGAAGACUACAACUCCCAGUCAGACAUUUUGCUACUCAUCGAGUCGUCUAAGAGGAUAGGCGAGACCAACUACAAGAAACAGUUGAGUUUCCUCUCACAGCUGACCGAACGUUUUGUUCUCGGCCCCAACUUUGCUCAGUUCGCUGGAGUCGUGUAUGGCACUGAGCCCAAGAAAAUAUUUGACUUCAACACUUACAGCAGAAAUAAGGGUUUGACUGAGGCCAUUUUAAACGCAGAGUAUAUGAACUCAGAUGGAACAGCCUUGGUCAAGGCGUUGGACUUUGUUUUAGAGAACGACAUCUUUAGCAAAUCACAAGGAAAUAGGCCGACCGCAUACAAGAUACUGCUACUGGUGACAUACGGCAUUACCUAUGACAGUGAAGCAUUGAAGAAGCUAGGUGUGAGCGCCAAAAAGCUGAGGGAGAAGGGCAUUCACGUGAUCAUUGUGGGGGUCAGUGGAGGCACAGACACGGAGCUGAUCGCCCUGACAGGAAACAACAAAAAUAUCAUCGCAGCUCCGUCGGUAGACGACUUUGAUAAAAUACAGAACGCCGUCAUCACCCGCAUCAAAGAAGCCCCUAAAGAGAAACCAGUUGGUGAGACUGAGGUUGAUAUUGUUUUCCUCUCGGAGUCCUCCAAGUUUAUCACCGAACCAAACUUCAAGAAACAGCAGAAAUUUUACUCCGACAUCACCAACAGCUUUAUCCUGGGGGAGAAGAACGCUCUCUUCGGGGCUGUCUCCUAUGGUGAUGAUGUCAAGAAGGCGUUUGACUUAAAGACAUACGUGCUACACAAGCCACUCUCAGAGGCGAUCAAUUCAAUCGCCUACCAAAAAGGGGGCGUCAACCCCGCCAAGUUGAAUGAUCUGAUCACCACCAAUGACGUAUUUAAUGCCAAGAAUGGCGGGAGACCUUCAGCUCCUAAAGUUUUUGUCGUCCUUAUCCAUGGGCCCUUACAGAACCCUGCAGGAUUUGCAACCGUUGCUAAGGCGAUUAGGCAGAAAGGCAUCAUCAUCAUCACCAUCGGACUCCCUGACGCUAAGGACAAUGAACUCCUGAACGUGGCUGGGGACGAGAAGUACAUAAUCAAGGCCAGCUCCAUUGACCAACUGGACAUCAUUAAAGAGAAAGUCAUCAACAAUAUCCGUGAUGCGCCUAAACCAGCAGUCGUCUGCAAAGCCGCGGCAGCUGAUGUCAUCCUUGUGAUUGACUCGUCUGCAAGUAUUGGGGUGGACAACUACAAGAAACUGCUGGAUUUCAUCUCCAAACUGACGGAAGGUGUCACCGUGGGGCCUAAUGACUUCCUGUUCGGGUCUCUGGCCUUUAGCUAUGGCGUCUACAAACAGUUUGACCUCAGGUCGUACUCGGACCGUGCUACAUUGUCUAAGGCUGUACUUAGCACCAAGUACUACAAGGGUGGGACAAACACACACAGUGCAUUGAACUUCAUCAGCAGAGAGGACAUGUUCUCCUCUGCUAAUGGGGGUCGGGACUUUGCCACAAAGUUGGCUAUAGUGUUGACAGACGGUGAAUCUGCAGACCCAGUUGCAACAUCACAAGCAGCCAAAGCUCUGCGAGACAAAGGCAUUAAGAUCAUCAGUGUUGGCAUCGCUAAGGCCAAAGACCAGGAACUGUUGGCUAUAGCAGGCAACCAGAACAAUGUUUUCAAGGCGGAGACUUUUGAUGCGCUGGACUCAAUCAAAAACAGUAUAGCUGGGCGAGUCUGUGAGGUCCACUCUCAAGAACAAGACAACAAGGAAGUAGAUAAAUGUGACGCAUUUGCUGACUUCGUCCUCUUGCUCGACUCGUCUGACAGCAUCGGUAAAGACAACUACAUCAAGCAGCUCAACUUUGCUGGAGAGCUGGCCAAAGCCUUCACACUAGGACCCAAAGACGUGCAGUUUUCAGCCAGCAUCUUCAGUGACGUGGUCAAGAAACUCUUCAACUUGAAUCAGUACAAUAGUCAGGACGCUUUGAGUAAAGCCUUUUUGGCAGCACCCUACAUGCAGGCUUCCACAAAAACCCACCUUGCUUUGAACGAAAUCGUUGACAAAGAUUACUUCGGCGUUGCAAACGGUGGGCGUACAGACGCUAAGAAAGUUGUCAUUCUGAUGACCGAUGGUAGAUCUUACUCAACCCUAAGGACUACAAAAGCAGCCAAGCGUGUCAGAGAUCUAGGAGUGACUAUCAUCACUAUUGGCAUUGCUGAAGCCGUGGAAUCUGAGCUGUUGGCAGUAGCAGGCGACCCCAGCAACUUUUUUAAGGCCGCGACCUUCGACAUGCUGGACAAAAUUAAACGAAAAGUUUCACAGCGUACAUGCCAAGUGCAAACAGAGGUUUCAAAGCCUUCCACUGGAACAGAUGAUUCAGAGUUGUUAAUUGAAGAUCUUGACACUCUACCAAAACCAACCGCCCCUCCGAAACCGUACACAAAUCUGGUGGAUGUUGUUGUCGCCAUUGAUGGCUCCACCAAUUCAGGAAAAGUCAACUUUCCCAAGCUGCUCUACUUUGCCGCCAGCGUCAUACGGUACUUUAAAAUCGGAAACAAAAAUGCGCAGUUCGGCCUCAUCGUCUUCGGCGAAACCCCCAAGAAAGUUUUUGAUCUCUACAAAAAUGAUAACCCAGAAACAGUUAUUGAGUCGACUUUAUCUGCACCAUUUGUGGGCGGAGCUCCAAACUUCCACAAGGGCUUCAAGAAAAUCAUCGAGGACAACAUGUUCUCUGAGGCCUCGGGUGGGAGGGACGUCCCGAAGGUUGUGCUGCUCAUCACCAGCGGACCAUCCCAAAGCCCGAGUUUAUCUGAUCAGCUGGCCAAGAAACUGAAAAACCAAGGUGUGACCAUUAUAUCUGUGGGAGCCGACAAGGCCAACCCAAGUGAACUGAUCAAGAUCUCAGAUCUACCAAAGAACGUCAUCAAGGUGGACACAGUGGACAAUCUGGACACAGUCAAAGACAAAGUCUCCAAGGUCAUAUCUGAAGCUCCAAAACUAUCAAGUUCAGAAUCACCUGACUACCUAGAAGAAGAGUUGCCCUUCCUAGUUGAUGAUACUACCGCAAGUCCUCAAGUUCAGACGACUGCCCUCCCAUCAGAGGACUACAUACAGUACCUAGAUGUUGAUACAGAGUCGAAACCCUCGGGCACAACCGAUUACAUAAUUUAUGAAGAGGAUCCAUUCCCGGAUGAUUUUGGUGGUGUUGUGAAGCUUUGCGGCAGCAAUGCCAUGACUCUUGAAUUAGAGCUUCCACAAACGGUUGCCGAGCCAUCGGGUAGAGCACCAGCCGCUUCUAAAUGUACGAAAAAUGUGAAGAAAGACGUCGUCUUCGUACUGGACUCCUCAGCCAGCGUCACCUCCGACAACUGGUCGAAACAGCUGCAGUUUGCCGCCGAUCUUGUGAAGCUCUUCAACCUGGGCGACACUGGGUUCCAGUUCGGUGCUGCUUCCUACGGCUACACUGGGGAUAAACUCUUCGACCUCAACAAAUUUCAAGACGCCGCUGCGAUAGAAAAGGCAUUGAAAGGCGCCAGGUACCAGAAUGCCCAGUCCUACGCACACAAGGGCCUGAACUUGAUCACAAAGAGAAACAUCUUCUGUACCGCCGCAGGUGCCAGGGCCCCUGCUCAGAAAGUCAUCGUUCUCUUCACUGACGGGGUGUCAACCGACAGUUCAAAAACCAUCUUGGAGGCUACCAAGCUAAAGCUGCUGGGAGUACGUAUCAUCACCGUGGCUGUCGGCAAUGAAGUCUCCCCCCAGGAGCUGGCUGCCAUAUCUAAGCCGUCAGACACCUUCAAGGCGUUUAGUUUCAAUACUUUGGAGUUCGUCAAGAAAGAUUUGGUCGAUGUCUUGUGCAAUUGAAGGAUCGAAUGAUGAAAAACUACAAAUGUAAUUUUCUCUAUUAUUUUUAGUGCUCUGUUAAACUAACAUUAAUAAAUUUUAACUUAAUGUUAAAAUAUUACGCUUUAAAAAUUCUAUUUUAAAUAUUUGUAUGAAAUUUGUGUAAAUUCCAAAAAAAAACCGUGUGUCAAGAAUAACUAUUG